AGUCGCAGCCAUGUUUAGAUAGUCAUGAUUUGAUUUCAGCACAGUUCGGUACUUUUUUUUUUAAAGUGUGCCAUUUAAAAAUAAAGUUUUCAUCAUUUAGAUUUUCAACUGUUGUUCUGAGAUAAUUAAUCUGUGAAAUGCAAUGUGAUAAGGGUUAGUAUGUAGGCACUACAUUGUGUUUAUACACUGUUUCUUGACUGAUUUCAUUGGAUUAUUCUCUUAUUGUGUGUUUAAUUUUAGGGUGCUUGUUUAUAAAUUACAGAAAUGUUGAUUAAAACAACGAUUGCCAUUAUUUCCAUUAAUAGGCAGAAAAAUAAGUCGUUCUUAUGACAGAGAUAACAUUUUUAGAACACUGUUGCCAUACUUGAGUGACAUUUUUAAUUAGAAAGCAACAUUAGUUUUUCGUUUCCAUUUUUAACACAACUUCUCGUUUGCAAUUUAACUUUUCUUAACUGUUCCAAGUUUUCAAAACUGCUCGAAUUUUCUUUUAAUGUUUCACACAAGAUGGCGUGCUGUAGGACUGUUUGCUGUGCAGUACAUUCAAAGGAAUCAUUUACCCCAAAAUUAAAAUGAUGUCAUCAUCAUGUAGGGUACAGCGGGGCUAGUGGCACACCUUAAGGAAAAUGUGCUUUUUUCUGGUCAUAAAGUGUAUCAAGAUUGAAAAAAAUAAUAAUGUAUUUUUAUGGAAUAGUGAUGUUGCAACAUACUGUAGUUUGUGUAAUAAUAAAGUUUUAAAUAAAUAAAAAAUAUAUAUAUAUUUUAAUAUAAAGUUGGCAAGAGUGCUUUUUAAGCCACACUUGGGGCAAAAGGCCCCCAGGGGAGUUAUAGUGAUGUUGUGUAAAAAUAGGGACAGUGCUGGGUAGUAAUAGUCUCGCAGAUUAACAUUUAGCAUGUGCUCCUUUUACGUUACACAGUAAAAUAUAAACCUCAACAAAGGAAUACAGUAGGCGAUGGACUAUUACUGAGUAGUAAGGGUUAAAAGUAAGUACAUUACUGAUUGCAUUUUUUCAUGUAAUUUGCAAUCAGUACCUGAUUACAAUUCACAAGUAAUCCACCCAGCAGGGACAAGUUAUAGGGCAAGUUACUAAAAAAAACUAAGUUUUUUUGGGCAUAAUAUUGAUUACCACAAAAAUAAUUUUGACCUGUCCCUCCUUUUCUUUAAAAAAAAAAAGAAAAGAAAAUAAAGGCAAAAAUAUGGGUUCCAUUGAGGCUCUAAUUUCUUUAACGCCGUUAACGCGUAAUAUGACCCUUUGCAUAAACCGUAGUUCAUGAGAAGUGAGUCGAUUUGUCACGUGCUAAUGUCAUAUGCAUUGACCGUUGGGAAAACAGAUGGUGGGAGACAUUAUGCUGAUAACUGCACAAAGCAUUUUACCAAUGUAGCACAGCAGUAGAACAUGCCCGCAAAGCACAGAUAGAGCUUGGAACUUUGUAAAAUGAUUGCAGAGGCAAGACAGCUGCCAUUUAAACACCUGCCUUGUACAGUGAGGCGCGGUACGAAAGUUGCGAGGCGAUCGUCUGUGUUCCGUGACUGCUACCGGGUCCUUGAAUAACGUAUAAUGUGCCAGUAAUGGGGCUAAUUUUGGGGGGUUUAAAGGCAGAAAUGUGAAACUUGUAAUUUUAUAAAAGCACUUAUAAUAAUUAUUCUGUUAAAAAUUAUGUGUUAUUUAAACUGUAAAGUUUGAAUUGUCAUGUUGUCAUGGCAAUGAAGUUGUAAAACUGCAUAUAACUUUGCACAGUAAAGGUUAGUAAGUGAUUGUAUCACACUAAAAUCACGCACAUUCUUUACAUCUUGUGUCUAUACUUUUGAAACAAUGAGUUUUAUUACAUUUAAGGUGUGGCCCGAUUCACUUCCAUUGUAAAUGCCUCACUGUUACCCAUAUUUUUGCUUUUUUAAAGAAAAGAAGGGUUAAGUCGAAAUUAACUUUUAUGGUAAUCAACAUUAUGCCACAAAUGCUGUCGAUUGAGCUCAACUUGUAUUGAACCCAGAAUAUUCCUUUAAUUCCAACUACUUACAUGCCUACAUAAGUUCUUCAUAGGCAGCAACUCCAUGCGUCAUUCAAAUAGCGCUCCUCACGUGCAGCGCACAGGAGUCUUGGCUCACAGCUGAUUUCAGUAAAGAUGAUUCGCAAGGCAUGAUGCAAUACUCUAAUGAGCAUAAAUAUACAUACUGUUGCACAUACAUUUUGGUAAAAUAGACAGUUUUUAUUAUUUCAAACUUUUUUUAUCAAUACUUUUCAGUACUGCAUGCAUUCUAAGUAUAUUCAUGAUAAAAUUUCUCUCUCUUUGACAACCAUCCUGGAUUUACUUUUGUACCGAGCUCUUUACAGUGCAUUCUGGGACAUAAAGUGCUAGAAUUGAGCCAAAACGAGGUAUAGAAGGCAGCAUAAUUAAGAUGCCUACCUUUUAGAACAGCCUUCACGUAAGGAGAGUGCCUAUGAUGCCUUAAAAUGUUGCCUCUGAAGGCAGCUCACUAGGUUUUGGAGCAGACCAUGUAUCUUACUGUGUAAGAAUCGCACUGCAUAUACUGACAAAAAAUGAAUAAUUCUGGUAUGAAGAUGAAAAAGCCUGGUCUGGAGAUGCUUGUUGUACUUACGACAGGUGUUUUAUGCCUGGUCAUAAUCAUGAACAAUAACAAACUUGAAGAUGUGGAAGAUGUGACAUCAAUCAGCAAAGAUACAUAUGAAAUUCUCUACAAACAUAUUCAUUUGCCCAAAUCUGCAACUCUCCAGCCUUCAUUCCCAAGAUGUGAGCAGAAUGUGUCUGCUUCUAAUGUGACUGGAUUUUCUACACUGCCACAUAAUAUCCAAGACUUCUUGCUUUACCGCCACUGUAGGGAGUUUCCCAUGCUUCUGGAUGUCCCUACUAAGUGUGGAGGCCCCCAGAACUCUGCAGAUGUCUUUCUUCUACUGGUCAUCAAGAGCUCUCCAGAGAAUUAUGAUCGACGACAGGUUCUGCGGAAAACGUGGGCUAAAGAACGACAGCACAAAGGUGUAUGGAUCCGUCGAAUCUUCAUUAUUGGAACAGCUGGAACUGGCUUUAAUAAACUCAGGUUGAAUAAGCUAGUGAAGCUUGAGAACAGCAAGAACCAAGACAUUUUACAGUGGGAUUUCAGUGAUACAUUCUUUAACCUCACACUGAAGCAGAUCCUGUUCUUACAGUGGAUGGACAGAUGGUGCCCACAGGCCAGAUUUCUUUUAAAUGGUGAUGAUGACAUUUUUGCCAACUCUUUUAACAUGGUGGAGUACCUUCAAGGUCAAGAGGGCAAUGAUGGGAGCAAACAUCUGUUUACAGGGCACCUCAUCCAGAACGUUGGACCUAUAAGACACCCUGCAAGUAAAUACUAUGUCCCAGUUCAGGUACAGGAGUCUGAUAGAUACCCUCCGUACUGUGGUGGAGGUGGCUUUCUUCUGUCAGGUUUCACAGCCAGGACUAUCUACAAUAUGUCUCAUUCGAUUACUAUACUGCCCAUUGAUGAUGUUUACAUGGGAAUGUGUUUGGAAAAGGCUGGCCUUCAACCUGAGUCCCACUUUGGUGUAAGGACUGCUGGUCUACAUAUUCCCUCUGAGAAUGUUGACAGAUUUCAUCCUUGUUAUUACAGAGAAAUUAUUUUAGUUCAUAGAUUUCUGCCACACCAGAUUUUUGUGAUGUGGGAUGAAAUACAAGAUCCAAAUUUAAAAUGCGGAGCAGAGUUCUCUCUUUAGAUCAGUCCAUACACCAAAGAAUUCAUUUGCUUAUCAAGCACAAUUUUCUUUCCUGUGUUGAUGUAUUUCCUAUUGAAAUACUUUUUUUGUCUUUUUUUUUUUUUUUUUUUUUUUUUUUUUUUAUAUAUAUAUAUAAAUAGCCAACAGCCUUUAGUUUACAUCACAGCCAUGAUCUAUGAUUUCCUACUUGCUAUUGCUAGUCAGAUGUAGGUGGUAUUAGUGGAAGGGACAUUCUCAUUCUUGAGAGCAUUUAAUUGAACAAAGCUUUAUUUAUGCACCUGAGUGCAAGAUUUUUUUUCUUGGAGAUCUGUUUCCCUGGAAGAGAAAAACUGUACAUUUAAAAUGCGUAUAACUGCUACAAGUUAUCAACUUUAUGGCGUACACUAGCAAAUGGCCUCAAAGCUAAUAGAGAUGGACUAAAAGCCACAAAACUACAAUAGCUAGAGCAAAUAAAUAUGUUGAGUUUUACGAAAAAGUGAUUUUUUUUCUUAAAUGCUGAAAUAAAUAAUUGCCUUUUGAAAAUGAUAUGGUAAGUUGCAUUUUAACUCGAAGAAUGCAGCUAGUUUGACUGCUAGUAGGAUCAAACUGAAGCAGGUGGUUGAUUCCUUUCUCACUAUAGGUAGUUAUGCAAUAUUACUCAUGGCAAUGCAUAAUCACGUUGUCUUUACACUUGUAUUUAAAUCAUCAGGGGUUGCCAGGAAUGCAAGAUACAUGGAUACAAAUGUCAAUAUAUUACCUUUUGUAAAUAUCAUCUCCAUAGGACACAAGGUGCAACAUAUUAGGGUUAGCUAAGGGACAGCUUUGCGUCAAAGAACAGAGACAGAUUCAGUUAACAAAAACACAGUGGCCAUGCAUUACAUGAUUGCAUUAUGGCAUUAUUGCAUUAUCAAUUGCUGCAUAAACCAUUUGAGGCUUUAACACCUACACAAUACCUCUGAAUGUGUUAAGAAGUAUUAAAGACUGUAAAAUAAUGCAAGUUUUGUUAUAUAGUUAUAUAUAAAUUUAUUUUGUAAAUAUUUGAUUGGGGCAGUGUGAACCACCCUUUGGAUUGUGCUGGGAAAGUAAUCAUUUUGUAGUUCCAUACUUUGUGAUAACUGACUUAUUUAUGAUGUUCUUAUGUCUUUGUCGCACAUUGUUUACAGUAACUUAUACGUUUUUUUUAUUUCUUACCGUGGAGUCAUGUCAAAAUUUCAGUUAUUCUUUCCUACAUAUGAUGUUCUUUGUAGCAGUGUUUGGGCGUUUAUUUCAUGCUUACUACACAAUGUUAUCUUUCUGUUUUACAUUGUUGUAUUUAUGUAUAUGCAGAAUGAUUGUUGCUCACCAGAAGAUGAAUUAUAAUUACUUAAUAAAUAAUCUAAUUCUUA
Messenger RNA from Myxocyprinus asiaticus (Chinese sucker), 5065 nucleotides. RefSeq names its product N-acetyllactosaminide beta-1,3-N-acetylglucosaminyltransferase 3-like. Gene Ontology annotation, molecular function: hexosyltransferase activity. The record is from RefSeq and is a predicted model, not a curated record. Bases 2535 to 3701 code for a protein of 388 amino acids. NCBI's taxonomy places the organism in Eukaryota, Metazoa, Chordata, Actinopteri, Cypriniformes, Catostomidae. The transcript is spliced from 3 exons. Gene Ontology annotation, cellular component: membrane.